Messenger RNA from Procambarus clarkii (red swamp crayfish), 1302 nucleotides. NCBI's taxonomy places the organism in Eukaryota, Metazoa, Arthropoda, Malacostraca, Decapoda, Cambaridae. The record is from RefSeq and is a predicted model, not a curated record.
AUGCUCCGACACAUCCCAGAACGUGUUACAAUGCUCCGACACAUCCCAGAACGUGUCACAAUGCUCCGACACAUCCCAGAACGUGUCACAAUGCUCCGACACAUCCCAGAACGUGUCACAAUGCUCCGACACAUCCCAGAACGUGUCACAAUGCUCCGACACAUCCCAGAACGUGUCACAAUGCUCCGACACAUCCCAGAACGUGUCACAAUGCUCCGACACAUCCCAGAACGUGUCACAAUGCUUCGACACAUCCCAGAACGUGUCACAAUGCUCCGACACAUCCCAGAACGUGUCACAAUGCUCCGACACAUCCCAGAACGUGUCACAAUGCUCCGACACAUCCCAGAACGUGUCACAAUGCUCCGACACAUCCCAGAACGUGUCACAAUGCUCCGACACAUCCCAGAACGUGUUACAAUGCUCCGACACAUCCCAGAACGUGUCACAAUGCUCCGACACAUCCCAGAACGUGUCACAAUGCUCCGACACAUCCCAGAACGUGUCACAAUGCUCCGACACAUCCCAGAACGUGUCACAAUGCUCCGACACAUCCCAGAACGUGUCACAAUGCUCCGACACAUCCCAGAACGUGUCACAAUGCUCCGACACAUCCCAGAACGUGUCACAAUGCUCCGACACAUCCCAGAACGUGUCACAAUGCUCCGACACAUCCCAGAACGUGUUACAAUGCUCCGACACAUCCCAGAACGUGUCACAAUGCUCCGACACAUCCCAGAACGUGUCACAAUGCUCCGACACAUCCCAGAACGUGUCACAAUGCUCCGACACAUCCCAGAACGUGUCACAAUGCUCCGACACAUCCCAGAACGUGUCACAAUGCUCCGACACAUCCCAGAACGUGUUACAAUGCUCCGACACAUCCCAGAACGUGUCACAAUGCUCCGACACAUCCCAGAACGUGUCACAAUGCUCCGACACAUCCCAGAACGUGUUACAAUGCUCCGACACAUCCCAGAACGUGUCACAAUGCUCCGACACAUCCCAGAACGUGUCACAAUGCUCCGACACAUCCCAGAACGUGUCACAAUGCUCCGACACAUCCUAGAACGUGUCACAAUGCUCCGACACAUCCCAGAACGUGUCACAAUGCUCCGACACAUCCCAGAACGUGUUACAAUGCUCCGACACAUCCCAGAACGUGUCACAAUGCUCCGACACAUCCCAGAACGUGUUACAAUACUCCGACACAUCCCAGAACGUGUCACAAUGCUCCGACACAUCCCAGAACGUGUUACAAUGCUCCGACACAUCCCAGUUACAAAAACAAAUCCACGAUAA